AUGGCGGAGGAGAAAGCCGGGCUGAAGAGCAGCAGCUCCAUCGUGCCCUGCUUCCUGUUUGUGGAGCUGGUCAUCAUGGCGGGCACGGUGCUGCUGGCGUACUACUUUGAGUGCACCGACACCUUCCCCGUGCACAUCCAGGGCUUCUUCUGCCACGACAAGGCCUUCUCCAAGCCCUACCCGGGGCCCGAGCACACCAGCAAGGCGCCCCCCGUCCUCGUCUACUCCCUGGUCACCGCCAUACCCACGCUCACCAUCCUGGUGGGGGAGCUGAUGGUGUUCUUCCUGAAGGCGGACGGCACCCAGGAGAAGACCAUCGUCACCGCAGACUGCUGCUACUUCAACCCCCUCUUCAGACGCAUCAUACGCUUCCUGGGGGUGUACUCGUUCGGCCUGUUCACCACCAGCAUCUUUGCCAACGCGGGCCAGGUGGUGACGGGCAACCAGACGCCUCACUUCCUGUCGGCGUGCCGGCCCAACUACACGGCGCUGGGCUGCCAGUCGGCCAUGCACUACAUCACCGAGCGCCGCGCCUGCACCGGCAACCCCCUGCUCGUGGCCUCCGCACGCAAGUCCUUCCCCUCCAAGGACGCCGCGCUCAGCGUCUACUCGGCCGUCUACACCGUGAUGUACGUGACGCUGGUGUCGCGGACGAAGGGGACGCGUCUGGCCAAGCCCACGGUGAGCCUGACGCUGCUGUGCCUGGCCAUGCUGGUGGGCGUGGUGCGCGUGGCCGAGUACCGCAACCACUGGUCAGACGUGCUCGCCGGCUUCUUCACCGGGGCCGCCAUCGCCGUGUUCCUGGUGACGUGCGUCAUCAACAACUUCCAGCAGGCAUUGCCCCCUCCCCCGCCAGCCCGGCCCCAGCGGCCCGAGUCCGUGCUAGGGGUGCCCAUGGUCUCGCUGCCCUGCGUGGAGAGUCCACUCGAAAAACUCCACGGGGAUCACCAUUCACUGAGAUCACAUGACCAUCAGCCCUAUCGGUUCCCCGCCACCCCCGAUGUCCUCAUACCGUCUCGCUCCAUUUCCAGCGAAGUCUAGACCAGCCUGACGA
Messenger RNA from Engraulis encrasicolus (European anchovy), 1054 nucleotides. It is a transcript of the gene plppr2a, whose product is annotated as phospholipid phosphatase related 2a. Gene Ontology annotation, biological process: phospholipid metabolic process; signal transduction; phospholipid dephosphorylation. The record is from RefSeq and is a predicted model, not a curated record. NCBI's taxonomy places the organism in Eukaryota, Metazoa, Chordata, Actinopteri, Clupeiformes, Engraulidae. The transcript has 7 exons. Gene Ontology annotation, molecular function: phosphatidate phosphatase activity. Bases 1 to 1041 code for a protein of 346 amino acids. Gene Ontology annotation, cellular component: plasma membrane.